AUGAGUGUUAGGUGGCCAAGAGUUUUGACACCGACCCUUCUCUCUCAGAUCCUAAAGAAGCAAAAGAACCCAGCAACAGCACUUCGGCUUUUCGAUGAAGCAAAAGAGAGGUUUCCGAGUUACGGUCACAAUGGCUUGGUGUACGCCACCAUGAUUGGCAUCCUUGGUAAAUCCAACCGUGUGUUGGAAAUGAAAUAUGUGAUAGAGAAGAUGAAGGAAGAUUCUUGUGAGUGUAAAGAUACGGUUUUUGCAUCGGCCAUCCGUACAUUCUCCAGAGCUGGAAGGCUGGACGAUGCCAUCUCUCUCUUCAAGAGCCUUCACGAGUUCAACUGUGUGAAUUGGACUCUAUCUUUCGAUACCCUUUUGCAGGAGAUGGUUAAAGAAUCGGAGCUCGAAGCUGCUUGUCACAUCUUUCGAAAGUAUUGUUAUGGGUGGGAGGUGAACUCUCGGAUAACGGCUCUGAAUCUGCUUAUGAAGGUUCUUUGCCAGGUCAAUCGCUCUGAUCUGGCUUCUCAUGUCUUUCAAGAGAUGAACUACCAGGGUUGUUAUCCCGACAGAGACAGCUACAGGAUUCUGAUGAAAGGGUUUUGUCUAGAGGGGAAACUUGAUGAAGCCACGCAUCUGCUGUAUUCCAUGUUCUGGAGGAUCUCGCAGAAAGGUUCAGGUGAGGACAUUGUGGUUUACAGGAUUCUGCUGGAUGCGUUAUGUGAUGCUGGGGACGUUGAUGAGGCUAUUGAAAUUCUUGGUAAGAUCUUGAGAAAAGGACUAAAAGCUCCAAAACGAUGUUACCAUCAUAUUGAAGCUGGGCAAUGGGAAGGUACAAGUGAAGGUAGAGAACGGGUGAAACGUUUGUUAACUGAGACUUUGAUCCGUGGCGCAAUUCCCAGUUUGGAUAGCUAUAGUGCCAUGGCUACUGAUCUUUUCGAGGAAGGUAAACUUGUUGAAGGUGAAGAAGUGCUUCUUGCAAUGCGGAAAAAACGCUUUGAGCCAACACCAUUUAUUUACGGUGCCAAAGUUAAAGCACUGUGUAAAGCUGGGAAGCUGGAAGAAGCAGUCUCUGUGAUCAAUAAGGAGAUGAUGGAAGGUCAUUGCCUUCCAACAGUUGCAGUGUAUAACAUUCUUAUCAAAGGUCUAUGCGAUGAAGGAAAAUCAAUGGAGGCUGUUGGAUUCUUGAAAAAGAUGUCUAAGCAAGUCUCUUGUGUAGCUAACGAAGAAACAUACCAAACUCUAGUGGAUGGAUUGUGCGGCAAUGGUGAGUUUGUUGAAGCGAGUCGGGUCAUGGAGGAGAUGUUGGUAAAAUCAUUCUUUCCUGGUGUUGACACUUACCAUGUGAUGAUAAAAGGUCUCUGUGCUGUUGACCGGCGAUAUGAAGCUGUAAUGUGGUUGGAAGAAAUGGUUAGUCAGGAUAUGGUGCCGGAAUCUUCUGUGUGGAACGCUUUGGCUGAGUCUGUCUGCUUUAAUGCCGUUGAUGAUUUUAGAGAGAUACUUGAGCAUCUAAUUACUAGCAAAUGUUAA
This is a messenger RNA of Thlaspi arvense, 1515 nucleotides long. NCBI's taxonomy places the organism in Eukaryota, Viridiplantae, Streptophyta, Magnoliopsida, Brassicales, Brassicaceae. The record is from the annotation of a GenBank genome assembly.